UCGCAGGGAUGGGAUCCCUGAGGUUGGUCGAGCCACCACGAGAUGUCAGCAAACACCACGGCCUCUUGGCACCUCAAGCCACUGCCCGUGGGAACAGGGUGUGGCUGCUGCUGCCACACACCCCAGGGGACCCUCUCCGUGUCCCUGUGUGGGGUUCUGAGCAGCCUGGGACCACAGCCCAGCAUCCAUCUCCACAAGGACACUGCUGCCCGAACUCUGGGGUGUCUCUGGGGACCCCAAUUCAUAGAACCAUUGGAUGCUUUGGGUGGAAAGGGACCUCAAAGCCCAUCCAGUCCCACAUCUCCCACCGGAUCAGGGACUCCAAGCCUCAUCCAACCUGGCCUUCAACACCUUUAGGGAUGGGGCAGCCACCUCUGCUCUGGGCAACCUGGGCCAGGGCCUCCUGACCCUCACAGGAGAACAUUUCUCCCUAAGAUGUCAUCUCAAUCUCCCCUCUUGCAGCCCAAACCCAUUCUCCCCAUCCUGUCCCUGCACUCCCUGAUUGAUAGCCCCUUCCCAGCUUUCCUGGAACCCCUUUCAGCACUGGAAGCUGCUCUAAGGUCUCCCCGCAGUCUUCCCUUCUCCAGGCUGAACAACCCCAACUCUCUCAGCCUGUCCUUGUACAGGAGGUGCUCCAGCCCUUGGAUCAUCUCCGUGGCCUCCUCUGGACUUGCUCCAACAGCUCCGUGUCCUUCCUGUGCUGAGGACUCCAGAACUGGAUGCAGGACCUUUCAGCACCUUGGAGCUGAGGACCCCAACCCCCUUCCCCAUACAUCCCCCCCUCCUCGCUGAUCCUGCUGCUCCUCUCCCUGACGCAGGAGCAUCACCGGCUCCUGUCUGUCCCUCUGCCCACCACCCCUGCCCUGCACUGCUGAGGGUCUUGGUGAAACCGGGGAUCCUGGGCAAACCAGGGGUGCAUCCGUGGGAGCUGCGGGGCAGGGCUGUGACUCACGCACAGGAAUUCCUCUCGGGUGAGGGCAGGGCUCAUGACUCACAUCGCUGUUUAUGAGUGGGGCUUGGCUGGGCACUGCACCCGGAUGCUUACACGGGAUCCCAGUGAUCUGCUGGGAUCCUGCGUAGACUCUUAGGAUCUUUCCAAAAGGGACCCUCAGACUGAGGACCAACCAGCACCCAAUAGUUUGUUUCUAGAUGCAGAUAGGCUGCAGCUCUUGGAAACAAUUCAGGAUGUCCUCUCCCUCUUGCAGGAGGUCCUGCAGGACCCUGGCAUCUGGGUUGGGGUUUGGAGCAGCUGCAGACCUUGGGCCCGUCCUGGUCAAGGGCACUUUAUUUCUCACCCUGGAGCUGCUUGGAGCAAAUGGGGUGCAUGGGGAUCUGGGGGGGUUGCUGUAUUGCACCAGUGUCAGAGAGAUGUUCUGGGUGUCUGUGUAGGCAGAGGGAGGGUGUGUGUCUGUGUGCUCCCCCUGGAAGCCCUGGGGCACUUUUCACAGACCAUACGGCAGGCAGCGAGGAGGGCGAUGAGGGGAAUAUUGCAAUAGGGAUGGGACUGUCAGGCUCUGCACCCAGCCCCGAUUUAGGGAACUCAAACCCAUGCUCCCGUCCUUGUGUGGGAUCAGCUCCGGGCACCCUGUGCCUGCUGCUAACCCUGGGCACCAGGCUCCAGGUCCCACGUGGCACAAGAUGUGCAAGAUUUCAGAUCAUGGCCCAAAUGUGUGUUCCCCACAGCCCUCCCCAGCUGCGAAUCCCCUAUAGGAAACCUGAAGAGGGGUCUUUAUCAGGGAGUGCAGGGACAGGAUGAGGGGGAAUAGUUUUGAGCUGCCAGAGGGGGGAUUUCCCAUUGUGGAUGAAACACCAAGGGAUGCCUCAGCCCUUCCCUGUCCCUGUGCCCAUCUUUUGACUUAUGCCUUGGUCCCCAGACUCCUCAGCGGGGCCAGCAGCUCCUUCCAGCAGCAUCCAAAACCACCCACCUCACACUAAUGGGAUCACACAGCUCGUUAGGCAAAAAUGAGGCGCGGGUGAAACCACCUGCAUGGAGCUGCUGGGAAAGCCUGGAGGCAAGGGGGCUGCGUGGGACACGCUGGGCAGUGCCACCCCAGCUGGGCUAUAAAUGCCCAUCCUGCUCUGGCUGUAGCACCCCGACACCGCUGCCUUCUCUACGACGACCUCGGUGAGUCUCUGCUUCCCUUCCUCCCGCUGUUGCACAGCUGGAACCCACCCAGGAGUUGCUGCGCCCCAAAAUGUUUCCCUCAGAGGUGCUGGGGUUGCAGCUGCUCCUUUGCAGCAUCACGGACCAAUGUGGGUAGGGUGAGGGGAUGGUCCCACUGACUCCCAUCCCUGGUGCUCUGCCCUCCAGGAGCACAGGAAGCUGGCGAUGGCAUUCCCCCUGGAGCAGGCGAUGGCUGUGAUGGUCACCACCUUCCACAAGUACUCAGGGAAGGAAGGGGACAAGUACAAACUCAGCAAGGUGGAACUCAAGGAGCUGCUGAACAAGGAGCUGCCCAGCUUCGGGAGCAAACAAAUGGACGAGGGGGAGUUCAAGAGGCUGAUGAAUGACCUGGAUCACAACAAGGACAGCGAAGUGGACUUUAAGGAGUACGUCUGCUUCCUGGCCUGCGUCACCAUGGGAUUCAACGAGUUCUUCAAGGACUGCCCCAGGCAGCCCCGCAAGAAGUGACUCCCCCUCUCCCCCGCCCACAGCAGCACUGCAGGGCUUCCAA
Messenger RNA from Cuculus canorus (common cuckoo), 2675 nucleotides. RefSeq names its product protein S100-A4. Gene Ontology annotation, cellular component: cytoplasm. The transcript is spliced from 2 exons. NCBI's taxonomy places the organism in Eukaryota, Metazoa, Chordata, Aves, Cuculiformes, Cuculidae. The record is from RefSeq and is a predicted model, not a curated record. The coding region runs from base 2330 to 2632 and encodes 100 amino acids. Gene Ontology annotation, molecular function: calcium ion binding; transition metal ion binding.